Messenger RNA from Ambispora gerdemannii, 957 nucleotides. NCBI's taxonomy places the organism in Eukaryota, Fungi, Glomeromycota, Glomeromycetes, Archaeosporales, Ambisporaceae. The record is from the annotation of a GenBank genome assembly.
AUGCCUCGCAAAUAUAAAAAAUAUAUCAAGGCAAUCGAGAAGGAAGUCGAAGCAUUAAAAAAGAAAAGGUCACUAAACGAAAUUAUUUCCGGGGCUGAAAAAGAAGCCGAAUCUGAAGCUUCAAGCAAAAAACAACAGCCUCCACCUAAACUACCCGAAAAACCCUCAGAGAACAAAACACAAGAAACCCUGAACAAAACGCAAGAAGCCCUGAAUAAACUAUUACAUUCUCGGUCUUCAAAACCAAACAACAACAAUACAAAUGUAUUUCUAGUACCGCAAGCACCGCGUCUACCCAAAACACAAGCCGAAAAAGAGACCACGCGUCGACUCAUUGUAGUGUUAGAGCAAGCGUGUCUAGAAACUUAUAAAUUCCGUAAAAGCAAAAAUUAUGAGUUGUUGAAUUGUGACGAUCAUGUCUCGGUGCUGCAGAAAAUGGGUAGAACGCAUUCUGACGCUAGACCGGAUAUCACGCAUCAGUGUUUGAUGCAAUUGUUGGAUAGCCCGCUAAACAAAGCCGGACUGUUGCAAGUUUAUAUUCAUACCGCGAGAAAUGUAUUGAUCGAAGUGAAUCCGCAUGUGAGAAUACCAAGAACUUUUAAACGAUUUUGUGGACUGAUGGUGCAAUUACUUCAUAAACUCAGUAUCAGUUCAGUAAAAGGCAGCGAGAAACUCUUACGAGUCAUAAAAAACCCAAUCACACAGUAUCUGCCAACAAACUGUCACAAAAUAACACUUUCAUAUGACGCAAAAACGGUGCGCCUUAAAGAUUACCUACCCGUCAUACCAUCCGACUAUUCUAUAUGCGUCGCGAUCGGUGCAAUGCCUCACGGUGAAGACAGUUUCGCUGAUAGCUGGGUAGACGAAAAAAUUAGUAUAUCGGAGUACUCGCUGUCUGCUGCGGUGGCGUGUUCUAAAUUUUGUUGCGCUUUAGAGGAUUUUUGGGAUGUUUUAUGA